AUGGCUGCCAUGAACCUCACGCUCGUUUUCCUGGGUGGCAAGACGAAUCCCCUGGCUGACUUAGUUCGUUUCUCGCUCUCCAGUUACUAUCUUGCGCAUCGCUGUAUUGCAGUGAUCGCCACAGCUGAGGUUCUUUUACAUUCUGGUCUGAUCCUGUAUCGUCGUCCAGUCUUUGACGAAUUCGCUAAAUCGGGGACCGUACUGUCACCGGCCGCUGGCGGGCUUUUGGUCACCAUUUUCGGGUCCCUAUGGCUUCAUCGAUUCCUUGGGAGGUUUUUUGGGCUGUUGCAUCUGCUAGGCGCAGUGGGUGUGUUAGGCGGACUCGUUUGGCAUAUCGCCCUACGGGAGAUCUCCCCCGCUGGAAUUCCAGUCUUUGUGGCCUGUGGCUUACUGGGCUCGACCCACCUCUACAGGCUUGUCCGCAUGUUCCUUUUCAGCCAUACCCAAGCGACUGUCGAGACACGGUGGGAUAAGGAAGUCGUCGUACAGUUGAAGCUAGUCACAGACAAGCCCGUCAAGGUUUUUCCCGGCUGCUACUUUUAUGUCUUCUUCAACGGUCCCCUCCCCUUCUACGAUCUAUUUCACGGUUACGCGAUGACGCCUUUCUGGGGCAGUCCGAAACAGUUCAUUAAUGGGAAGGUCUCAGAUCCUACCUUUCUGAUCACCCGUAAAGGUCAUCACGCCAACUCUCUCGGCUGCGUCUCAUCUGGUGACAGUCUUCGCCUGGACGGCCCUUACGGCCGAGAUCUGAAGUUGUAUAGGUUUGAGACCGUGGUACUUACAGCUAAGGGCAUAGGUAUCGUUGGAGUUCUCCCAUUCGCGCUUCAAUUGGCCGGUCGUAGACAAAGGGACGAUGAGGCUCGAAGUCGGCAUGCUCGCCUCCGGGAUUCAAGCGAGCCGGUCUUUGCUGACUUCAGUCGGAACGUUGACGUCAUUUGGUGGCUGGAACAUGACUAUCAGGAUCAGUGGGUUGCUGAUCAGCUCAGAUCCCUUCAAGAGCUUGACUCACAAAAUCUCCUGGUAGUCUGGUGUAUAUAUCCCGACAGUAAAAAGGCGAGCAGCUCGUUUGAGAAGAACAAGUAUUGGAGUGCGCGAUCCAAUUUUGGCUUCGAUUCCUUUUCAAGGGAGCUACGGCAAGAAACCCGAUACCCUGGCGAGACCAUCGUCGUUGCGUCUGGUGAUGCCAAAUUUGUGGACCAGAUCCGGCACAUUGUUUUGCAAAAUAUAACGUCAAAGCGGAGCAUUCAAUUUGCCAAUGUGGAUUUCGUCGCCCCACCAGGGUCGCCUAACCACCCGUCAGACAAUCGGUCAGAGUCACAGGUUGCUCUGGUAAACUCAACUAAGAAGAACCAGCCUGGAGAUUCAGACGUUACGGAUAUUGAGAUGGAUAUCGUUGAUCAAAGUGUACGAAGGAUUACGCAUAUUGUCUAG
Fusarium musae is the source of this 1431-nucleotide messenger RNA. RefSeq lists its product as uncharacterized. Gene Ontology annotation, biological process: copper ion import; iron ion transport; intracellular iron ion homeostasis. Gene Ontology annotation, molecular function: ferric-chelate reductase activity. The transcript has 4 exons. NCBI's taxonomy places the organism in Eukaryota, Fungi, Ascomycota, Sordariomycetes, Hypocreales, Nectriaceae. The record is from RefSeq and is a predicted model, not a curated record. The coding region runs from base 1 to 1431 and encodes 476 amino acids. Gene Ontology annotation, cellular component: plasma membrane.